UUAGCUUCGGCACGAACGGUCCUUCGUCAUCGAUCUGCCACAGACAGACAGCAGCGGUCAGGUCGUCGCAUUGCGUGUGUAUCGUGUCGGUCGGUCGCGGUCAAAGUCGCUUUUUUCCACAGAUUCCAGGUUCUUCAGCACCUACAAAAACAGCACGAUGGAGAUUGAAAUUCUGGACGUGAAAAACCGGUCCCUGGGCAAGUGUCGCGUCCAGGGGGACACUACAGUCAAGGCGCUCAAGAACGAUGUGGAAAAGUUGAAGCCAGCGCUGACCAUCCACCGGCAGUCGAUUCGGUUGGAGCCCCGCGGAAAGACCCUCAAGGAUUCCGAUACCGUGCAGUCUCUCGGGAUUAGUUCCGGUGGAAAGCUGUACGUGAAGGAUCUCGGCCCGCAGAUCAGCUGGAAGGGAGUGUUCCUGGCGGAAUACGCCGGACCGAUCGCGGUGUACAUGCUCUUCUACCAGCGACCUUCGUUGAUCUACGGAGCGGCCGCGUCCAACCCGAUCAGCUUCACGGCCAACGUUGCCGCCAUCUGCUGGGCCGGCCACUACGCCAAGCGUAUCCUGGAGACGCUGUUCGUGCACCGUUUCUCGCACGCCACCAUGCCGCUGCGUAACCUGUUCAAAAACUGCUCGUACUACUGGGCCUUCGCCGCGUACGUGGCGUACCACGUGAACCACCCGCUGUUCACGGAACCGAGCACCCCCGUCUUUUACGCCGGCCUGGCCGGAUUUUUGGUUAGCGAACUGGGCAACUUUUCGAUCCACAUGUUGCUGCGCAACCUCCGACCGGCCGGAUCAACCGUCCGAAAGAUCCCAGUUCCCGACGCAAAUCCGCUGACGCAGCUUUUCAACUUCGUGUCUUGCCCGAACUACACGUACGAGUUCUUCUCCUGGUUGUCGUUCUCGCUGAUGACCACGUGCAUUCCUUCGCUGGUAUUUGCCGCCGCCGGAAUGUACCAGAUGACGGUGUGGGCCAUCGGCAAGCACAAGAACUACAAGAAGGAGUUCAAGGACUACCCCAAGGGCCGGAAGGCCAUUCUGCCGUUCGCCAUCUAAGGAGGGCUUUCUCGUUUGUUGUGUCAACAAGCAGAGUUGCAAGUUUUAAACGUUUUCAUAAUUUCAAAUGCUCAAUUUCGUGCAGAAUAUUCAAUAAUUUAUUCUACGUCGAGAGCGCAUCCAGCUUUCGGUUUAGCUCCGGGAUUUAAGGUUUCUAUUUAUGUGUAGUGAACUGGUCCUAAAGUGUCGUUACAGAUUCGUAUGUUACGGAAUUAAAUUCUAACUAACCAUUCCCAAGUAGUGGUUUUUGUGAAACCUAAUAAAACAUGACUUGAUACAAAUUAAAUUCAAAUGGUAAUAAAAUGGUGAAAAGUA
Messenger RNA from Culex pipiens pallens (northern house mosquito), 1372 nucleotides. RefSeq names its product probable very-long-chain enoyl-CoA reductase art-1 (gene Sc2). The transcript is spliced from 5 exons. The record is from RefSeq and is a predicted model, not a curated record. The coding region runs from base 158 to 1057 and encodes 299 amino acids. Gene Ontology annotation, molecular function: oxidoreductase activity, acting on the CH-CH group of donors; protein binding. Lineage: Eukaryota; Metazoa; Arthropoda; Insecta; Diptera; Culicidae. Gene Ontology annotation, biological process: very long-chain fatty acid biosynthetic process.